CUGAAAGGCAUUUAAGAAUUGAAUGAUGAUUCAUUUGACAUGAGAAAAGAGAUGCACACUUUCUCAGCAAUGGAAAAUCAAAAGCCUGUGCUUCACUAUCCAUUCCAGUGCAGCCACUUGCUGGAAUCAAUGUUCCUGCAAUUUCUUUAGCUGGCACUGGAUCUGCAUUCGGCAUUAUAGUAGGAGAGGAAGAGGCAUGCUUCAGUGGUGAUAAUCUCCAAUAUAGCCUUCACCCACUACCUGCUGACCUCUGCAUUUGCUGAGGUAACUAAUCUAACUACGUUAAAUAUUUUCUUUUCUAAUAUAUUUAACUUCUUUUCAUGAAAAUAUUUUAAAUAUGUGAAGAAAGGUAUAGUUGUCUCUACUUGUUCACAAAAUGCAAAAAAUUGUUUUUUAAUUAGACUUUGUUCUUUUCUGGAAUAUGUGUGCAAAAAUAUAUCUCUAUUCCCCCGGUUUUGUUCUGACAUGUAGUCAGCUUGAAUUUGGUCUUUAUCAAGAUUAAAAGACUGGGUUAAGGUAUUAAUAGAAUAAUCACUAUCUUCAUAUGGUUGACUAAAUUGACCUUGUCUAAAAACACCUUCUUGUAUUUUGAUACCUUUAGUAGGUUGUGGGGUGGUUUGUUGAUUAAAUGUUUCUUCAAUAGGUUUAGUUCCUGAGGUUUCUCCUACAAAUGGUCCUUGGUAUACAGGAAUAGUGGAUUCUUCAGAAAUACUUGUUUCUGUAUGGAUUUCAAUAUUGGGUCUUCUGUGGGAAGAUCCUAUUGAAUGUCUGGAAGGUUGAUAAAUGGUUGGACUAGUUUGUCUAAAAGAGUUUGAUCUUUUAUAUUUUAAUUCUACUGCUCCAUCUUCCGUUUGUAUAAUAUAGUCUACUUCUUUAUUUUCUUUUGGAGGUAAACUUGGUAUGGUUCUGACAGGGUAUUUCCAGCUUUCUGGUAGAUUCACAUCUGUCCAUUUUAUUGUUUUUGGUAUAGUAAUAUUUGCUUUAGUUUGGUCAAUUUCCCAAAAAAUUGUCUCACCUGUUAAUCUAUUAUGAUUAAUAGCAUUUGGACAUAGUCCUGUAUUCAUUAUUUUAUAAUUUAAUCGAUAAAAUACUUCAUAAAUAUGAGAUCCUUUUAACAUAUUAUAAUUAUGUGUUAAAAUGUCUAAUGUUAAUAUUUUCAUAAUAUGAGGAUCAGUUAAUGAAAUUGUGAAAUUAGGAAAACAAUUUGAAUAUAUUGGUCCAUUAGUUAAACUAGUUUCAAAUAAUCCUAAUAAAGAGUCUUUGUAAUUAUUAUGUCUACAAUCUCUUAAUGCUACAUGCAUACUGGUAUUUAAACCUUCUACAGUUAAUGGUUUAAUUGCAAUUUGUACUAAACCUAUGUGCAUAAAUCUAUAUCCUUGACUAAUGUAUUUUAAAAUUGUCUUCUUACUUAAUAAACUCAUAGAUUGGUUUUCUGAAUAUAAUGAUAUAACUUUUUCUUUGGUCUUAAUAGCUCUAGCAGCUUUAAAAUCGAAUAUGCCUUUUUUAUAUAUGGCUGAAAUUUCUGUUUUAGGAGGUUUCCAAUUAGCUAAUUGUUGGUCAUUCCAAGUACUUUCCCUAGAUAAUAUGGUUGUAUUAUUAUCUGUAAUAUUUAAAUAAUUUAUGAGGUCUUCAUCUGGUUGUCUAGACCUAGAAGAUCUAGUUCUUCUAAACAAUUCUUUGCAUUUUGUGAACAAGUAGAGACAACUAUACCUUUCUUCACAUAUUUAAAAUAUUUUCAUGAAAAGAAGUUAAAUAUAUUAGAAAAGAAAAUACAUAAAUGGCAUAAAGCUAGUAAUUCAGGAGAACCUAGUGAUUUAGCCCAUGAAUGUGAAAGACCACCACUAGAUAGAGUAUUUUUCAAAAAGAACCAAAUAUCUCAUGGAAUGCAACCAAUUGUAAAUACCAACAAUAUCCAGGAUAACAACAUAAGAGAAAUAAACUUACAAAAUAAUUGGACCAAUGUAUCAUUACACAUAAUAGGACAACAAUUAGAUAGAAUGGAAGAAAAGAUAGAGAGAAACCACGAAGCAAUUACAAAUAUAGAACAUAUAGAAACACCACAAGCACCAUCACCAACAACACCUAGACCAAAUACAAUCUAUUUAUCCCAAAGGUAUAGUAAUCCAAAACCAUAUGAUAUAGAUCCAGCCAUAAAACCCAUUAAUAAACCUUUCACAAAAAUGAUACCGCCAUCACAAAACCCCAUUGAGAUAGUAACACUAAGUCCAAAAACAGAAUUAACUGAUAUGUCAAAAUUAUUGCAGAAAAUUAUAAAAGAACAAAAUAUUUCUAAAGGAGGAAUUAAACAAAGUACGUCUCCAAAAACCAAUAUGACAGGAGGCAUUAAAAUAAAUGAACCUAUACAAACUCAAAGUAAUAUACCAAGUGAAAGUACCAGUAAAGAUAAAAAUAAAAUAACUAUUUUAACAGAAUAUAAUGAGACUUCUUCUUCUGAAGAUGACACUAUCAACAAUCCCUUGGAAGCAUCAGACUCUGACCAAGAAAACAAUAUUCCUGUAAAUACGAUAGGAAGAAAUUAUGAUAGAAGACCAGAUGAUUUAAAAAUAUUAGACAGAAAACAAAAACAAUAUAAUGCAAAAAAUAUUUAUGAAUGGAAUAUAGAUGAUAUGUCUGAAAUUGAAAUUAUACAAAUAACCAAAGAAAUGGUAAUUGUAGGAAAUAUAUAUAAACAAAGAGUUGGAGUUACUGAACGAGAAGCAGCUGAGAAUAUAAUAUUAGGUUUUACAGGAGAACUAAGAACUUGGUGGGACAAAUUAUUAAGUAAUGAAAUAAAAACUAAUAUAUUAACAGCAAGAAGAAUAGAUAACCAUAGGAGAACCAGUUAUUGACCCAACAACAGGACAAGCACAAUCCUUCACAUUAGCUUAUUUAGUCUAUAAUCUUAUCUCACAUUUUAUAGGAGACUUAGAUUUAUAUACAGAACGCAAUAGUGAAAUCUUACAAAAUCUUAAGUGUAGAAAGUUAGAAAAUUUUAGAUGGUAUAAAGACAAUUUUCUAAAAAGAGUUUAUGCAUUAGCAGAACCAAAUGCCUAUCAUUGGAAAGAGAAAUUUUUAACAGGACUACCAAGACUAUUUUCUACAAAAGUAAAAGAAACAAUUGAACAAAAAUUUGGACACAUAUCAUAUGAUGACUUAACUUAUGGAGACUUAAUCACAUGUGUAAAUUUAACCGGAAUACGCUUAUGUAGAGACAUGAAACUAUAACAAAAAAUAAAAAUAGAAAAUAGACAAUCGAGAAAAGAAUUAGGAAAUUGGUGCGAACAAUUUGGAUUUGGAACAAUAAAUAAACAAAAAUAUAAAAGAAAUAAGCCUUUUAAAGACAAAAUUUAUAGACAAAAUAAGUAUCCUAGAAAGAAAUUUUAUAAGAAACAAUAUGAUAAACGGCCUACUAGAAAACCAUUUAGUAAGCGACCAUUUAAAAGAAAUAAUUAUAAGAAAAAUAAUCUUAGAAAAUUCAAUAACAAAAAUAACAUAACAUGUUAUUUAUGUAACCAAAAGGGACAUUAUGCUAAAGAACGUCCUGCAAGAAAGAAAAUACAUGAAUUAGGUUUAGAAUUAAAAAUUGACAAUAUAGAUCAAUUAUUAGAUAAAAUUGACCAAAUUAAAUUAUCUUCUUCAGAACUAGAAGAUGAAUACAGUAGUGACAAUUCAUCAAAGACAAUAGAUAGUACAGAUAGUAAUCAUAAUUGUCAAGGAGAAAUUUGUCAUUGUAACAAUAAAGUGAAUGUCUUAACAGAAUAUCAACAAGUACUAGAACAAAUAGAGCAAGUACAAGAUUCCAAUAUAAAACGAAAAAUGUUUAAAAAAUUAACAAAAUUAAUUAAUGAAGAAAUAAAACAAGAAACUGCACCACCAACCAAAUUUGAAGAUAUUGAACAAAUGUUUAAAAAUAAAAAAUCGGUAACAACAAUUUCUUCCAUGGACUUACAAUCUGAAAUAAGACAAUUAAAACUAGAAGUAAGACAAUUAAAACUAAGGUGUGAUUAUUUAGAACAAAAUCAACACAUACAACAAAAUCAAAGUAUAGCACAGAAUUUAGGAAAAGAUAAGACAAAAGUCGAAACAGACACAGAAGAAGAACAACCAUUAAAGUUUAAUGAUAUUACUAGAAUUAAAUAUCAAAAAUGGUAUGUAAAAAUUAAUUUAACAAUUAAAGAUUUUACAUUAGAAACCAUAGCCAUGCUAGACUCAGGAGCAGACAUGAAUUGUAUAGACCAAGGCAUAAUACCAAGUAAAUAUUUUCAUAAAACUAAACAAACUUUAUCCGCCGCAAAUUCAACAAAAGUAAAAAUAGAUUACAAAAUACCAAGUGCACAUAUAUGUAACAAUGGAAUUUGUUUUAAAACUAGCUUUAUGUUAAUAAAAAAUCUCAAUACACAAAUCAUAUUAGGAAACCCAUUUUUACAAAUGUUAUAUCCCUUUAAAGUCACACAAUUAGGUUUAGAAACCAAUGUAUUAGGACAGGAUAUUAUAUUUCAAUUCAUAACACCAAUUAAUUAUCAUGAUAUUAAUAUAUUUCAACAAACAAAUAUAAGCAAAAUAAAUAAUUUAAAAAAUCAGAUAAAAUUUUUAAAAAGUGAUUUACAUUCUAUCAAAAUAGAAGAACAAUUAGAAAAACCAAUUAUUCAACAACAACUAAAAGAAAUUCAAGAAAAAUUUGAAAAAGAUUUAUGUUCAGAGUUGCCAACAGCUUUUUGGGAUCGAAAACAACAUAUAGUAACUCUACCAUACGAACCAAGCUUUAAUGAGCAAAAUAUCCCAACAAAAGCGAGACCUAUACAAAUGAAUCAAGAAAUGGUAGAAUUUUGUAAAAAAGAAAUUCAAGAUUUAUUAACUAAAAAAUUAAUUAGACCAAGUAAAUCACCAUGGUCAUGUGCAGCUUUUUAUGUAAUGAAAAAUGCAGAGAUUGAAAGGGGAGCACCCCGAUUAGUCAUAAAUUAUAAACCUUUAAAUACCGCUUUACAAUGGAUAAGAUAUCCUAUACCAAAUAAACAAGAUCUCUUAAAUAGGCUUUACAAAGCACAAAUAUUCUCAAAAUUUGACAUGAAAUCAGGAUUUUGGCAAAUUCAAAUAGCCGAACAAGAUAAAUAUAAAACUGCUUUCACUGUACCUUUCGGGCAAUAUGAAUGGAAUAUUAUGCCUUUUGGAUUAAAAAAUGCACCAAGUGAAUUCCAAAAAAUAAUGAAUGAUAUUUUUAAUCCAUAUAAAUUUAUAAUCACUUAUAUUGAUGAUGUUUUAAUUUUUAGUGAAAAUAUAGACCAACACAUUAAACAUGUAAAUGUUUUUUAUAAAGCUGUAAAAAGAAAUGGUUUAGUUUUAUCAAAACCAAAAAUGAAAUUAUUUCAAACAAAAAUUAGAUUUUUGGGUCAUGAGAUUUAUCAAAACACAAUCAUACCAAUCCAAAGGAGUAUCGAAUUUGCUAAUAAGUUUCCCGAUGAAAUCAAAGAUAAGAAUCAACUACAAAGAUUUUUAGGUUCAUUAAAUUAUAUUGCAGAUUUUUUACCCAAAUUACGAAUCCUAUGUAAACCAUUAUAUAAUAGAUUAAAGAAAAAUCCUAAACCAUGGACUAGUAACCAUACUAAAAUUAUUCAGGAAAUCAAAAAACAUGUUAAAACCUUACCAUGUUUAAAUAUUUGCAAUCCUAAUAUACCAAAAAUAGUAGAAACAGAUGCGUCUGACCAAGGAUUCGGAGGCAUAUUAAAACAACGUAUCAAUAAUAAAGAACAUAUAAUAAGAUACUACUCAGGAGUUUGGAAUCCGACUCAAGAAAAAUAUUCUACAAUCAAAAAAGAAAUUUUAGCAAUAGUUUUAUGUGUCACAAAAUUUCAAGGAGAUUUAUUAAAUCAGAAAUUCACAAUUCAAGUAGAUUGUAAAGCUGCUAAAGAUGUUCUAACCAAAGAUGUAAAAAACCUAGCAGCCAAACAUAUUUUUGCCAGGUGGCAAGCUUUUUAAUCUAUUUUUGAUUUUGACA
Manihot esculenta (cassava) is the source of this 5992-nucleotide messenger RNA. RefSeq names its product transposon Tf2-1 polyprotein. NCBI's taxonomy places the organism in Eukaryota, Viridiplantae, Streptophyta, Magnoliopsida, Malpighiales, Euphorbiaceae. The record is from RefSeq and is a predicted model, not a curated record. The coding region runs from base 3817 to 5973 and encodes 718 amino acids. The transcript is spliced from 2 exons.